This is a messenger RNA of Prunus avium (sweet cherry), 3831 nucleotides long. It is a transcript of the gene UPL6, whose product is annotated as ubiquitin protein ligase 6. Gene Ontology annotation, biological process: ubiquitin-dependent protein catabolic process; protein polyubiquitination. The record is from RefSeq and is a predicted model, not a curated record. Gene Ontology annotation, molecular function: ubiquitin protein ligase activity. NCBI's taxonomy places the organism in Eukaryota, Viridiplantae, Streptophyta, Magnoliopsida, Rosales, Rosaceae.
UCCAGUCCAACCAAGAAAAGGAAAGGGAAAUAGCGAGCCAAUACGCACUCACUGCUUCUUCUUCUUGAGCUUUCUUUUCCGCUCCUAUUUUCCUCGCUAACCAAACAACAAAGCCUCCUCCUUUUUCACGAUACAUCCUCGAAUUCUCUCUCUUUCUAGUUUCUCUGCCCACUUUUCCAUUCGAUCAAACACUCGCAGAGUCUGAAACGAGUCUCGCAAGCAUUAAACCUAGCCUUAUACACCCCAAUUCUCGUCGCUUGGGCUUAAAUUGAAAUUGACGGAGUCAAUUGGAAAGGAUGUUCUUCUCGGGCGAUUCAUCGACUCGGAAGCGAGUUGAUUUGGGGGGACGGAGUACCAAGGAAAGGGACAGGCAGAAGCUUCUGGAGCAAACAAGGCUGGAGCGCAACCGCCGCUUAUGGCUACGGCAGCAAAACUCGGCUGCACUUAAAAUUCAGAAAUGCUUCAGAGGGAGAAAGGUAGCAGCAGCUGAACAUUCUAAAGUGCGAGAGCAGUUCAAUGGAACAUAUGGGAAACAUUGCCAGAAUGUGGACAGGUUUAGUUUUGGUCCCGAUUCAGAGUUUCUCCGCCAGUUACUUUUUUUCUUUGAUGCUCGAAGUGUUGGCGAUUUUUCCAUCCUUGUGGAGAUGUGCCGGCUGCUUCAGCAAUUUGUCAGAGAUACAGGGGAUAUUGUUAGCCUCUUUGCAGGCGUGGAUUAUUCAUCCAACCAUGCUUUGGUAAAUUACAGAGUAGAGCAACUUACAUAUCUGUGUGUUAAGGCUGUUCAUCAAAACAGAAAUCAAUUGAAGGAUCAACUUUUUGCAGCCCCCGAGGAGGCAACUGUGUCAACAACUUUACUGUUAGAAGCAGUAGUUUUAUUGAUAGAUCCCAAGCUUCCAUGGGCUUGUAAGACAGUUAGCUAUCUUUUGCAAAGAAAGGCUUUUACCCUGUAUAGAGAUAUUAUUUUAACAGGAAAGGAAAGUAUAAAGAUCCAUACUUCCAUUGGCAGAGUAUCUUCGUUGGAACGCAGUCUUGCUGCUGUAAUUCCUCACAUUGGUCAGAAGCCAUGUACCUGCCCAAACAUCGAUCCGCACUGGAGCUUUUCAUCUCAAAUUCUUACGAUUCCUUUUCUAUGGAAGCUAUUCCCAUACUUAGGAGAGGUUUUUGCAACACAGGGGAUGAGUCAGCAUUACAUUCGUCAGAUGGCACUCUGUGUGCAAAAUCAUGCUCAUGUACUUCCCAAUGAUACAUCAAUUGAACUACCUGGUUAUGCCUGCCUUCUUGGAAAUAUAUUAGAAUCUUCUGGAGUUGCCUUAUCUCAGCCUGGCUGCUCAUUUGAAAUGGCUGUAGACCUUGCUGGUGUUGCAACAUUCUUGUUGGAGGCCCUUCCUUCAAUUAAAUCAUCAAAUAGAGAAAGCAGAGAAGAGUUCAUGAUGGGCGAGGAUGAUAUGAUUGUGGGAGAUGAUGUAAUGGAAGUAGUUUUGAAUAUUGAUUUGGAACGACAGAUAUGUGAUGCCAUAGAUCCGCGCUUCCUUCUGCAAUUAACAAAUGUUUUGUUUGGAGGGAUUUCACUUGCCAGUGGCUCACACCACGGACCGGAUGAUAAAGAGGUGUCAGCUGUUGGUGCGGCUUGUGCUUUUCUACAUGUUACUUUCAACACCUUACCUCUAGAGAAAAUCAUGACGAUACUAGCUUAUAGAACUGAACUUGUUCCGGUGCUUUGGAAUUUUAUGAAACGGUGCCAUGAGAACCAAAAAUGGCUGUCAUUGUCUGAGCAGUUGGCAUAUCUGCUGCCAGGAGAUGCACCUGGUUGGCUAUUACCUUUGGCAGUAUUCUGCCCUGUAUACAAGCACAUGCUUACAAUAGUUGAUAAUGAGGAGUUCUAUGAGCAGGAGAAGCCACUAUCAUUGAAGGAUAUCAGAGUCCUAAUUAUCAUACUCAGACAGGCCCUAUGGCAGCUUCUUUGGGUGAAUCCUACGGCUCCCACUAAUCCUCUGAAAUCUUUCACCAACACUGUUUCUAACAAGAAGCACCCUUUGGAGUUCAUUCAACACAGGGUUAGCAUUGUAGCCUCUGAACUCCUAUCCCAGUUGCAAGAUUGGAACAAUAGACGAGAGUUCACAUCCCCCAGUGACUUUCAUGCUGAUGGUGUCAACGAGUUCUUUAUUUCACAGGCCGCAAUGGAAAAUACACGAGCAAAUGACAUUUUGAAGCAAGCUCCCUUCCUCGUACCAUUCACAAGCAGAGUUAAAAUAUUCACUUCACAAUUGGCAGCAGCUAGACAAAGACAUGGGGCUAAUUCUGUAUUUACCAGAAACCGAUUCAGAAUCCGGCGGGAUCGGAUCUUGGAAGAUGCUUAUAAUCAAAUGAGUGCAUUGUCUGAAGAUGAUCUUCGAGGACCGAUUCGUGUCACGUUUGUAAAUGAAUUUGGGGUUGAGGAGGCUGGAAUUGAUGGUGGUGGGAUUUUCAAAGACUUCAUGGAGAACAUUACUCGAGCAGCCUUUGAUGUGCAAUAUGGACUAUUUAAGGAAACAUCCGAUCAUUUACUCUACCCGAAUCCUGGUUCGGGAAUGAUUCAUGAACAACAUCUCCAAUUCUUCCACUUUCUUGGAAUACUUCUAGCAAAGGCCAUGUUUGAGGGGAUUCUUGUGGAUAUACCAUUUGCAACGUUCUUUCUGAGCAAACUAAAACAAAAGUACAACUAUUUAAAUGAUUUGCCUUCAUUGGACCAAGAAUUGUACCGCCACCUUAUUUUCUUGAAGCAUUAUAAAGGUGAUAUAUCGGAAUUAGAACUGUACUUUGUCAUCGUAAACAAUGAAUAUGGAGAGCAAACAGAAGAAGAGCUGCUUCCCGGGGGAAAGAACCAACGUGUCACUAAUGAGAAUGUCAUUACCUUUAUUCAUCUUGUUGCCAAUCACCGUUUGAAUUUUCAGAUACGUCAACAAAGUUCGCAUUUCUUAAGGGGGUUUCAGCAGCUUAUACAGAAAGAUUGGAUUGAUAUGUUUAAUGAGCAUGAACUUCAGCUUCUGAUAUCAGGUUCACUUGACAGCUUGGAUGUUGACGAUCUACGGAUGCACACCAACUAUGUGGGUGGCUAUCAUAGUGAUCACUAUGUCAUUGAGAUGUUCUGGGAAGUUCUGAAAAGCUUUUCAUUGGAAAAUCAGAAGAAAUUUCUAAAGUUUGUGACUGGGUGCUCCCGAGGACCUCUGCUUGGAUUCAAAUACUUGGAACCAUUAUUUUGCAUACAGAGGGCUGGUGGUAAUGCAUCUGAAGGAGCUCUUGACCGAUUGCCAACUGCCGCCACUUGUAUGAAUCUCCUAAAGCUUCCACCAUAUAGGAGUAAAGAGCAACUGGAAACCAAAUUGAUGUAUGCUAUAAGUGCAGAUGCUGGCUUUGAUUUGAGCUGAUGGAAGGAAGCUGUGCAUUCGAAGUUGUACCAAAUCAUUUGCUCCAAUCUUCUGUGGAGUGAACCAUUUUCUGGGCAGACAGUAUACAUCAUGCAUUGUUAAUUUGAUGCCCCUGCUUGGAAGUGUUGACGAUCGUAUCAGAGCUUCACAAAUAAACAAGGACUGCAAAAGCAGAGUGAAGCUUGAACUGAAUGGCAUGUAGAUAUUUAUUUCUGGCAAGCUCCUGAUUUGACUUGUAAAUAUGUUGGGGUGAGUCUGCCAAAGUUCAACAGCUUUGUUAAGUUAUACAGAAAUUGGGCCUCAUAUGAAUGCCAUGUGAAGGCCUGUCUCAACAUAAAUAGGUGAUCGUUUUGAGAAGUGUAACAUUGUUCAAACAAUACUCUUUUAUAUAUUUAUGUAAAUGAAAAGGGGGCAGCUUAUUUAUAUA